Penicillium olsonii is the source of this 1569-nucleotide messenger RNA. The record is from the annotation of a GenBank genome assembly. Lineage: Eukaryota; Fungi; Ascomycota; Eurotiomycetes; Eurotiales; Aspergillaceae.
AUGGGCUUGUUCGCAAGUUUCCUCGAUACGUUCUGCGAGCACUGCUCCACGCAGUCCACCUACACUUUGGUCUCAGUGGCCGUACUGUCGUUCAUUGCGCUGUCCAUCGUCCUGAAUGUUUUCCGCCAAUUGUUCCUCAAGAAGGCUCAUGAGCCCCCAGUAGUCUUUCACUGGGUCCCCUUCGUAGGAAGUACAAUCAGUUAUGGCAUGGACCCUUACGCCUUCUUCGACCAGGCACGCGCAAAGUAUGGCGAUAUUUUCACCUUCGUUCUCCUCGGCAAGAAGACCACAGUCUUCUUAGGUACCAAGGGAAAUGAGUUCAUCCUCAAUGGCAAACUUCGCGAUGUCAACGCCGAAGAAGUCUACUCCCCCCUCACUACCCCCGUCUUCGGUCGUCACGUCGUGUAUGAUUGCCCCAACGCCAAGCUCAUGGAGCAGAAGAAGUUUGUCAAAUUCGGUCUCACAUCCGAGGCGCUUCGCUCUUAUGUCCAAUUGAUCACCGCCGAGGUCGAGGACUUUAUCCAGAGCUCCCCAGCGUUCAACGACCCCAAGGGUACCUUUAAUGUGUCCAAAGUGAUUGCCGAAAUCACGAUUUACACUGCCUCUCGUUCGCUUCAAGGAAAGGAAGUUCGCGCUCGCUUUGACUCGACUUUUGCGGAUAUGUACCACGACCUUGACAAGGGAUUUGCUCCGAUUAACUUCAUGCUUCCCUGGGCUCCUCUCCCUCACAACCGCAAGCGCGAUGCGGCACAGAAGAAGCUGACCGAAACCUACACGGACAUCAUCAAAGCGCGCCGCACCGCUGGUGAAAAGAAGGACUCCGAGGAUAUGGUUUGGAACCUGAUGUCUUGCAACUACAAGAACGGAAACCCCAUCCCCGACGAGGAAAUCGCCCACAUGAUGAUCGCCUUGUUGAUGGCUGGCCAGCACUCUUCCUCCUCGACCGCUGCUUGGAUCGUUCUGCGUUUGGCCACCUGCCCUGAGCUGGUCGAGGAGCUCUACCAGGAACAGAUCAGGGUUCUAGGCUCUGACCUCCCUCCUCUCACCCACGAGAGCCUCAACAAGUUGGAUCUGCAUGCCAAAGUCAUCAAAGAGACUCUGCGCAUCCACGCCCCUAUUCACUCCAUCAUUCGUGCCGUCAAGAAUCCCAUGCCCAUCGAAGGAACCAACUUCGUGAUCCCUACCACCCACAACUUGCUGUCCUCUCCCGGUGUCACGGCUCGUUCUGCUGAGUUCUUCCCUGAGCCCCUCAAGUGGAACCCCCAUCGUUGGGAUGAGGCCGAGGCUCCCAAGGACGAAGAUGAGGAGCAGAUCGACUAUGGGUAUGGUCUGGUCACCAAGGGCACCAACAGCCCGUAUCUUCCUUUCGGUGCUGGUCGCCACCGCUGCAUUGGUGAGCAGUUUGCCUACGUGCAGCUGGGCACUAUCCUGGCUUCGUUGGUGAAACACUUCAAGUUCUCCAACCCCAGCAGUGAAACCCCCUUCCCCGACACUGACUACUCGUCCCUGUUCUCCAAGCCCGCUGGUCAAUCAUUUGUCCAGUACGAGAAGCGUGGAGUCAAAGCGUAA